AUGAAGAGACCAUUUUUAAACAGAGGAUUGAAUGAUGUUGAAUAAAUUUCACUUACAACCACAAUGAUCACAAUUUAUUGCGGGCUAUUUUUCUUAACUUCAAAAAAUAAGAAUGCGCUAGAUUUUGACCCAAACAAAGACUUCACUAUUGAUGAGAGAGGCCAGUAAUGUUUAGAGAAAAUUAUCCUAAACUAUAUGCUGCUGUAUGUCUUUGCUGUAGGCAAGAUAAAUUAGAUAAAGCAGAUGCCAUAUAGAUAUGACUCCUAAAAAAAGUUCCUAUAAUAUAGAAGGAAGAAUUUAGAGAGGAAAUUUGAGCAAAGAUAAAAAUCUGAAUUUCAAAGUGCCAAUUAAUUGUUUGUCGAUUUUGAUUUUUCUAUCCCAAGCCGUAAUUAUCCAGCAAUAGCUCCAAGAAUAAGAAUUAAAAAAGUGAAAGGAAAACCAUUUAUUCCUGGUGCUUUCUCAGAUACUUCAAAAAUGGAUUUCGGGGAUUAAUCAUCUGCUUUAGAAAACAGUAGUCAUCAUAUAAUGAAAUCAAACAAAGAAAAGUACCUUAGUUCCAGAAAGUCCUUGCACACUAAUGAGUAAAGUGAGAAUUCAGAGAGAGAUAUUUUGCCUUAACAACAGCAAUAGAAAGAAAUUAAAAAAUCGAAAAACUUUAAUGAUCCGAAAUCAAUAAACAGAGGUCGAAUCAACAAUUAGCAAGAUGAAUUUGAGCUUGAUGAUACUAGUUAUGAAAAUUCAAUGAUGUCGAGCAAGCUUUUAAAAAAUAGGAAAAUCAUAUAACAAAAUAACCUUACAAAAUUCAAAAUUAAUUUCAACCAGCAUAUUAGUAUAAAUCCGAUAAAGAUAUCUGAGGAAAUGCUAGAUGAAUCUUAAAUGCCUCGCUAUAUAAUGAAUCUGAAUAAUAUAUCACCAUUAAACAUUAAAAAUCUGAACGAAUCUCCCAAAUCUCAGAAGAAAGUAUUCUUUUCUUAGCUAUAGUCUCCAACUCGUUUGCCAAGAGAUCGCAUUUUGGGUUAAUUGGGAAAUUAAAUGGAGGAUUUUUCUUAUAUCUCAGAUGAAAAUUACCUUGAUCCUAAUAAUUCUAGGAAUUUAAGAAAGAUGUAGACUCAAAUAAAUAAGAUGCCUAAAACAUCAAUAUUGAAAAAUUCCAAGUCAUCAUUUGUAGUUGAAAACAUCACUUAGGAUGGCAAAAACCAAUACAAAGAAAAUGAAGAUAAAGCAUCUGAGAAAAUUACUCCUUUUGAUUAUAAGAUAUUUAGAAGAAUUCAGGAAACUUAAGCAGAUCUCGAGGAUGGAAAAUCCAUGAUCAUUAAUUUUAAACAAGGUAACUUCCAUAUCUUAAUAGUAAUAAUAGGUGAAGAUAUUUUGAAGAGAGAUUAAAGCAAAAUGUAAAAAAUGAGAGAGAGGCUUAGGCAGUUGUUUAAUGUGAGUGACGAAGAUCAAGAAUUGACGGAUUAUGAGAGGAGUGAAUUGAUUUCGUAAUACAAUAUAUAAAAUGACACUGAAUAACAGUAACUAGAAGAUAUCUAUUAAGGAAAAGGAAAAUUAAUAGGAAAAGAAAGUCUUAUACAGCACAUUAUGCAUUCAAGCUAAUAUAAUGUUAUUACAGCAGAAGAUGAAUAGCUAUAAGGCAAUUAAAAGUAGUUAUUGUCAGGGGAGAAACUAAAAUAUAAAAUGCAGAAUACUAAGUAAGAAAAGCAUGCAUUAAUUUAGUAAAAGAAACCAAAUUUAAUCGAUGAGUAAUAAUAUUUAAAUGAGCACAUAACAGAUGAAUUCAAGCAACUUAAAGAUAGAUAUUUCGAACAUCCUUAGAGACACUUUAACGAUUAGGUAUUUGAAUAGUACAAAAAUGAGAUUUUGAAUAAAAAAUCAGAGGAAAAUACAGAUAAAACUCAAAAAACAUUAACUGAUUAGGAUAAUAUUCCAAGGAAAUUAAACAUUCUUGAGUAAGAUCCACUAUCAAAAAAAUAUAAGGAAUUCUUAAAAUAAAGACAAAAUUAAAUUCAAGAAACUAGCCAAUAAAAGCAAUAAAGCAAUGUUAAAGGCAAUCAUAAUGAUCAUAGGUAAAAAAAGAAGUAAAAGAAAAAAGAUCGAAAGUUGAGGGAAGUAAUAGAUAAGGAAUUCAAAAGACAAUAGGAUUAGCCUAAUCACAUUAUCAAAAAGAGGAUUGUGACAAGAGAAGUUUCUGAUAAUAUGAUAGUAAACGAGAGAGAAAUCAAAAUGAUAGAAUAAUUAGAUGAGGUAAAAUAGCUAUAAGCACUAGACAUUGAGCUCAGAGAUGAUAUUUUUAAUUGA
Molecule: messenger RNA, 2298 nt
Organism: Stylonychia lemnae
Lineage: Eukaryota; Ciliophora; Spirotrichea; Sporadotrichida; Oxytrichidae
Source: the annotation of a GenBank genome assembly